UUCUCGAGUCUGAGGUUAAAGAAUCGAUUCUCAAGAAAAUCGAAUAGUAAAGAAUCGAAUCAGAAUCGAACAUCCCUAGUAGUAUAUCGUGGAGGCAAAUUAAUGAAGUUAUUGCCUUUAGCGAUACUGAAUUAAUUUCUAAUAAGAUUCUGUUGUAGGGAUGAUGGUAAAGUGUUAUAAGAUAAUUUAAGGCGUUUAAAAAGAAGUUAUCUGAAAAUAGAUAUCGCAAUGAUGAGUUCUCAUCAAAAGAAGAGGGAGAUUGCAGAUCCUAGUGAAGUUCACAAAUUUCCAAAAAAGAAGAGAGAAUGUUCAGAAAAAGAAAUAGAUAGUGAAAAGAAUUCGGAUGUCACGGGGAAAUUAAAAAGGCGUCGAUUGGAGAAGGAUAAGAAAGAACCUAGUGUAACUGUAAGAGCUAAAAAUAUUUUGAACGAAUUGGAAAAAGUCAAGAAAAGGGAAGAACUGCCAGCAAAAACACUGAAAAAGCUGAAAGGAUUAAGGAUAACAUUUAAUCAUGCAGUACCACAGCAACAUAAGAUUGAAAAUCAUGCAGGAUCCAGGCAACCCACUCGGAAGCAAAAAGAAUUAUUUGAACAAUAUGUACCAAUUAAAAGGGGCAUGUAUACUUCAUCUGAAGAUAAAAUUAUCAUUAAAAACUGGGAAGAUUUUUGCAAGCAAUAUAACUGGGAUGUGAAAGAUGUCAAGCCAUUUUUGUACAUGAGACAUAAUAGAAAAAUUUACAUAUGCAGUUUAGAGGAAAGGCUUAAGUUUGUGCAGUUCUUAGCAAAUGGAUUGCCUUCGCGAACUUUGUACAGUGUAUAUCAAAGAUUUAGGAAAUUGUAUGACGGGAAGGUUCGGAAAAGGUACAGUAAGGAAGAGGACAAAACAAUCUUGGCACACAUGCGUAAUAACUCACCAAGCUGUAACAGACAACACGAGAAGUUCUCUGAAUUAGCCGUGUUGUUACAUAGAGGGAGAAAUUCAAUUUGGCGAAGGUAUCAGAUAUUGAAAAGGAUUUAUGGUCUUGACAAUUCACAAGCAUCAAAUAGAAAUGUGUCUUCAAGGAUUCAUUGGACUUUACCAAUGAUUGAAAAGUUCAUUAAAUAUUUACUCAAAUACACCUUAAAUGAGGACAUACAAUACUUAAAAAAUGCUGUAAUCCCAAAGGUUAUUUGGGAAAAAAUGGAGAAUAAAAUGAACAUUGAUUGGCAUUGUUUAAAGAAAUUCUGGUUAACUCAGUUACAUAUGCAACUAUUUUGUAAUGAACCCAUUUACUUGAAUGAUAUCAAGAUAAAAUUAAUUGAGUACUUUUACGCUACAGGGGCCUCAAGUUUAAGAGAUGUAUCAUGGACUACUGUCAAAAGACAUUUCAAUGGAAUGACCUCUACGUUUCUUUCCUACGUAUUUAAUUCUCUUCUUCAAACUUUAAAUUCAGAGAUCAUUUCAAUACAUGAUUGUGAUGUUUUUGAUUAUUUACAUGAAAAGAAAAUUCCACAAAUAAUAAAUUCCCCACGAGACAAAUAUUUACCACGAAUUUCUUUAAAAAAUGGUAAAGUCACGUUCCUCAGCGAUACCACUGAUACUAGAAGAGACUUCAACUGCUAAUGUCUUCUAUUACGGAGGAUCUAUGGUCCUAACGUUGGAACC
Molecule: messenger RNA, 1644 nt
Organism: Orussus abietinus
Lineage: Eukaryota; Metazoa; Arthropoda; Insecta; Hymenoptera; Orussidae
Exons: 7
Coding region: 229-1602 (457 amino acids)
Biological process (GO): regulation of transcription by RNA polymerase II
Cellular component (GO): nucleus
Molecular function (GO): DNA-binding transcription factor activity, RNA polymerase II-specific; RNA polymerase II cis-regulatory region sequence-specific DNA binding
Source: RefSeq, a predicted model, not a curated record